UCUGAAUGCUCUGGUCCAGUUCCCCACGUGGCACGCUGAGGAAAUAAGAUUAAAUAAUAAGAUGUGAGUGAAGGCACCCUAGUAGGCACUCUGCUUCUGUCUCUACCACCACCGCAGUAAAGAAACAUGGAAUCUGCUUUCACGCAGUGUUUCCCCAGUGAGUUCAUCUGCUCCAUCUGCAAGGACAAUUUCACAGACCCUGUCACCAUUAGCUGUGGGCACAGAUUUUGUACUCCUUGCCUCUGUCUCUUGUGGGAAGAUGUCCAAACAGCUCCUUGCUGUCCUGUGUGCAAGGCAGUAUCUCCGAAAAUGGACUUCAAAAGCACUAUUUUUGCUAAGGAACGUGUUCUUCCUACCAGAGGAUCAGUUGUCUGCCAGUUACCUAGCUCGGCCAAGCAGAUGUGUAGGAUACACCAAGUGAUAAAGCUCUACUUCUGUCAAACUGACAAGAGCCUGCUGUGUUUGUUCUGCUCUCAUUCCCCAGAGCAUGCCACGCAUGAACACUAUCCAGUAAAGCAGGUUGCAGAGCACUACAGGGAGAACCUUCUGAUGCAAAUGAAAUCUAUUUGGAAAAAGAAAAAAGAAAAUCAGAGAAAUAUAAAAAAAGUGACCAACAUAUUCAGAGUAUGGGAGGGUUUUGUGAAUCUACGGAUGGUGAUGAUAGGAGCUGAAUACCCUAAGGUAUAUCAAUAUCUCCAGGAAGAAAAGCAAAAACAUUUAGAGAUGUUGGCAAUUGAAGGCAAGAUUGUUUUUCAGCGACUCAGGAGAAAUGUAGCCAGAAUGGUUCAUAUGGGGAAACUCCUGAGAAGAAUAUAUGAGGAGCUGAAGGAACUGUGCCUUAAAGCAGACGUGGACAUGCUCCAGGGUGUGGGAGACACAAUGAAAAGGAGUCAGUUAAUGCAGCUGUACAUUCCUCAGCCUAUGGACCCACAGCUCAGUACAUGGACCAUCACUGGGAUGUUGGAAAGGCUUAACAGCUUCCGAGUGUAUGUUACGUUGGAUCAUAAAAUAAGAAAUUGUCAUGUGGCUCUGACUGAAGACCUGAGACGUUUGCAGUGCAGUCCUGACCAUCAAGAUGUGCCCCGUAAUCCAGCAAGUUCAGAGAAUACUCCUUCAUGGGGUGCUCAGACCUUCACCACUGGCAAACAUUACUGGGAGGUGAAUGUGGGAAACUCUCGUAACUGGAUUAUAGGACUUUGCAAGGAAUCCUGGACAAGUAGGAAUGAUAUGCUACUUAACUCUGAGGAUAUUUUUCUACUUCUGUGUGUCAGCGUGGAGGACCACUUCAGUCUCUUUUCUACAUUCCCACUCUUACCCCACUAUAUCCAAAGACCCCAGGGCUGGAUAGGGGUGUUUCUAGAUUAUGAAUGUGGUAUAAUAAGCUUUAUUAAUGUUGCCAGAAGUUCCCUCAUUUGUAAUUUCCUCUCACGCUCUUUCUCUUUCCCUCUCAGACCUUUCAUUUGGUGUGGACCCAAAUGAUCAGGAACAGCUCCCAAACCUGACCAAGGUCUCGGCAAUUCUAAUAGCUGAGGGGCUUCUAUCCUGGGGACUUCUAGAAUGGGGAAAAUCAAGUAUACUUCACUGUGUUUAACUUCAUUUUACCUUCAGGAGAUAUCAUGGCUGCGUUAUUUUUUAAAGUGGUGAUAAUGUUAACGAUGUACAUUUGUCUUUUCUGUUUUAUUUAAAUAAAAGUAAUCUCUUUUAUUUUAUUGGGUAGGAUACAUGUACUUUUCAUUUGCCAUCUGAAGUUGCUAGAGAUUAAAGAAUACAUGGGUGUGGAAACUCAGCCAAAUGCAUGAACAAAAAGCACAGAGGCUUCUCCUUCCAGAGAGUCCUUGUCAAAACUCAAGGGCAGCGUAGAAUUCUCUUCUCCCUGCACUCAUCUGGCUAAAUCCUAUUCCUCUUUUAAUCCUCAGUUUACCAAACUAGAUUAGGUCACUUAUAAUAUGACCUCAAGAACAGCUUAUUCUUUCUCUUUGUAAAACUCACAAUAGAUUUUGGGUCUUCUUUUCUAGUUUGCAGACUGCAAGAAGCGAAGGCCAACGUUAGUCCUCUUCCCAGCCACAUUCCAGGGAUGAAACACCAGGUUAAGGAUAUGAGAGACAUCAAAAAUAUAUUGGAACAAAUGAAUGAAUGUGUAGGCAAAUUAUUAAAAGCAAAGGCUAUAUAACCAAAAAAAAAGUUACUCUAAUGUAGACACAAUUAGCAGCUCAAGAAGCGAUGAGAAAUAUUAAAUAAAGAUGUGAAUUAAGUUAUUGUUCAGGUACGUGGCUCAGAAAUUCAUUUUAACUGGCAAAAUAUAGACUGUAUAUGAUCUGAUUCCUCAAUGUUGCUAUUAGUAGCUCUCAAUGAUGAACAGAGAUUUUUAGGAACAUACACAUAUUUUAUCAGAGUGGUAGUAGUAUAGAUAAUAAGACCUAGAUGCUUGGAUACUGCAGUACUUUUAAGGAAGAUAUGUAGAGUGAAAAUACCUUGAAUAUACAUUUUCAAGGAUGGACAAUAAACUUUAUUUCUUACAUGCACAAAACAUCCAAGCUGUUAACAGUGAAAUUUCAUUUCAGAGAGUGUCACUGACUUAGAUCUUAGAACUUUGUAAAGUGAUCAGACAUUGAAAUCAAUCUCUUUGGGGAUGUGUUGUCCAACAUAAUGACUCUAGUUAACACUGAUGUAUGAUAGAUAGGAAAGCUGUUAAAAAAGUAGAUUCUAGGAGAGCUUAUCAUAAGGAAAAACAAUUUUUUCUUUUUCUUCUCUUUUAGAAGAAUCAAUCUUUCUCUCCCCACUCCCCUUUCUCCUUCCAUCUCUCCAUCUUUUUUUUUUUACAUCUUUAUUGGAGUAUAUCUCUCCAACUUUUGCUCUCUCUCUUUAAAGAGAAGUU
This is a messenger RNA of Globicephala melas (long-finned pilot whale), 2875 nucleotides long. Its product is annotated as tripartite motif-containing protein 77-like. Gene Ontology annotation, molecular function: zinc ion binding; ubiquitin protein ligase activity; protein binding. NCBI's taxonomy places the organism in Eukaryota, Metazoa, Chordata, Mammalia, Artiodactyla, Delphinidae. Gene Ontology annotation, cellular component: cytoplasm. Gene Ontology annotation, biological process: protein ubiquitination; innate immune response; regulation of gene expression. The record is from RefSeq and is a predicted model, not a curated record.